AUGUCCGAGGUCACAUCACGGUCCUCCGCUUCGCGCGGCAGAGGCUCUGGCCGCGGCGGCCGCGGCGGUUUUGCUGGUCGUGGGGGUCGCAGACCCAACGGCGCCGACAAGCCCGAUCACAGCGAUUCCCCCGCCGCCUUUGACGACGACGCCGACCUGGGUGAGCUCCGAAAGCUGUAUGGAGAUAAGACUUCUGUCAUCCGCGAGAUGUUCCCAGACUGGUCCGAGGCCGACGUGCUUUUUGCCCUCCAAGAGACAAACGGUGAUCAAUCCGAAGCUGUCACGCGCAUUGCUGAAGGUACCAUUUCUCAAUGGGGCGAGGUUUCCAAGGCGAAGAAGCCCACUCGCACAAAGGCUAAGGAUACUGCUCCUGCCACCGCGACUACGACUUCCGAACAGACCACCGCUGCGCCCCGCGCUGCUCGCGGUGGCCGCACCGUUUCCGAAGGAGGCAGAGCACGCGGCCGAGCUACAGAGAGAGGCGGCCGCGGUGGUGCCCCUCGCGGUCGCACUGCCCAGCCCUCUACCAACGGUGCCUCGCGCAAUAAGGAGACCCAUCAGCUGUCCGUCCCUACUGAGGAAUCACCUGCUUUCGGCGAAUCCAAGGCCAAGGCUGAACCCGUCGAUGCCAAAUCUACCCCCGAACUGCCCAGCAACACCACUGCCAAGACGUGGGCCAGCAUGCUUCGCCAGUCCACUGCCGUUGAUAAGCCUGCUCCUCUACCUGGUCACAUCAAGGGCAAGCCUGCCGAUUCCGCAGAACCAGCUGAAACCGCCCCCGAACCUAUUGCCGCCCCUGUUACCGAAGAAAAGACCAAGGCUGAUGAGGAGACGACUCCCGUUGCCACGCAUGCCGAUUUGGUUAUUGAAGAGCCCGCGCUACCCCCGCCUAAGGACGAUCUCACAGAGACAAAUCUUGAACAGGUUAUUGACGACUCCCAGCCAGCUGCCACUGGCACCGCCGCAAGCACUGCUGCUGACUCUUGGGACCCACGACAGAGCCCUAUUAGUUCCACCGCCACUCCUCUUUCCGCCGCUCACCAGCAGCACCAGCGGGUGCCCAUCAGUGGCUACGCCGCCUCUGCGCUCAAGGCUACCACUGACAGAACUGCUCGGCCACCGGGCUUCCAGCGCCGCGUUCUCGACCAGGAAGAGGCUGUCCGCAUGCCCGGAAACCGUGAUCUUGAUCGCGCUGCUGUUCAGUUUGGCGCUUUUAAUCUCGGUGAUGGUGAUGAGGACGUUGAUGGUGAACGCGAGGACGCCGAGACCCGCGGUCAACCUCCUGCCGAUUCUCCUGUGGCCCAGCCUCGUACUUCGCUCCCUCCUCCCGUUGCUCAACCCUCUGCGGUACCGGAUUCCUUCCCCAAGGCCACUGCUCCCGGUGCCGGAACUACGUCACAAAUUCCAACUCAGCCCGCCCACCCUGCCAUCCCCGGCCAGCAGUAUGGUCGCUACAGCCAGGAACCCUCUGCUCAAAAGCCCAUCGAUCCCUUCGGCCAGCAGGCUACGUCCGUUUCUCAACCUCCCUUCGAUAGCUUCUCCGCCGCCACGACUCAAACUCCCUCCCAAGCCGCCUUCAGCUCAGCCCCCUCCGAUUACUCCAAUUACUACACGGCUAACCAGCAGGAGCGCAACGCUUAUAAUAAUUACUAUGCCCAGCAUUACGGACAGCAGCAGGUCCCCCAUGGCCAGCAUGAUGCUCAGCAGCGACCUCUUGGAGGCUACAAUGCCGCGCAGGCCGAUAGCUUGAGCCAGUAUCCCCAGAGCGGAAGCUCACACGGCCAGCCUCGUUUUGGCGUCGCCGCCGACAACCAGAACAGUGGCCACUCGACGCCUAACCCAGCUGCUCAGACUCAGCAGCAAAUUCCUCAGGGCCAGCAGGCUCAGCCAGGUCAGCAGGGACAAACUGGCGCGCCUGGGUCUCAACCUCAGGGCCACGGUCAACAGUAUCCCGGCUACAACCACCCGUACUACCCUUACUACCACCAAUACUACUCUGGAUACGGCCAGGGCAACUUUGGACCGUAUGGUGGUGGCAAGGGUGGCAUGUACGGCCAACCCUACGGUGUGUCUCCGAACGCGCCUUAUGACCAUGCCAGUUCCCCCGCCAACUUUGCACCCUCCAACGCCCAUCGUGAUAACAACGCCAGCUCCGGUCUGGGUGACUAUGGUCGUGGAGCUGCUAGCCAGGCUGGCUCUCAACCCGGUCUUGGUGCCACUGGCUUCGGUGGCUCCCACGACAGCUUUGCCCGCGGCGGUUCCGCCUUCCAGUCUCAGGCUCAGGGAUUUAACAGCCAGACCCAGCCUGGCAGUGGUGCCUCGGCCGCUGACGACUUGAAGCCUUUCGGCGAUGGCAAAGGUGCACCUGGGCCCUCUCCCUCUCUUGGCGGCGCUCGCCCUGGAUCGGCCACCAAUACCGGUCCUGGCGGUCAGGCUAGCGGCCUGCCCCCCCAGGUCUCCCAGAUGGGCGGUGCCUACGGCGGCUACCCUAACCACCUGCAGGGUCAUGGUGCCCACGGCAGCGGUGCCUACGGAAUGGGUGCUGGCGGCGCCGGUGCUAAUCAGCACGGCAACACACCUUACGGCUCCUAUGGCAACCAGGGUUUCGGCAGCGGAGGCUACUACGGUGCCGGCCAGCAGCAGCAGCGCGGCGGCUGGGGUGGCAACUACCAUUAG
Molecule: messenger RNA, 2676 nt
Organism: Beauveria bassiana ARSEF 2860
Lineage: Eukaryota; Fungi; Ascomycota; Sordariomycetes; Hypocreales; Cordycipitaceae
Product: rnapii degradation factor def1
Exons: 4
Coding region: 1-2676 (891 amino acids)
Cellular component (GO): cytoplasm; nucleus
Molecular function (GO): ubiquitin binding
Source: RefSeq, a predicted model, not a curated record